Molecule: messenger RNA, 637 nt
Organism: Lampris incognitus (smalleye Pacific opah)
Lineage: Eukaryota; Metazoa; Chordata; Actinopteri; Lampriformes; Lampridae
Gene: cep19
Product: centrosomal protein 19
Exons: 2
Coding region: 161-637 (158 amino acids)
Biological process (GO): microtubule anchoring at centrosome; trans-Golgi to periciliary membrane compartment transport
Cellular component (GO): spindle pole; ciliary basal body; centrosome
Source: RefSeq, a predicted model, not a curated record
CCAACGGUUCUUAACUAAAACACAAUACGACAAAUAAGUUACUUGUUAUACUUUUUGAGUUACCUUUGUUAAAAAAUAUUUUAUUGUUGAAAUCCGCGCGGCAGCUAGAUGAGGUAGCCAGCUUGAAAUCUCAAGUAAUGCAAGACACAAAUAACUUACGAUGACAUUUGAAGCAAAACGAUGCGGAGUGCAGUUUAAUCCCCCCUCCGUUAUCUUAAUUUAUGAACACAAAGAAACAAAUAAGAUGCGCAAAAGAAUAAUACCUGUACGGAGCUUCUCUAAGUUUUCAGACUGUGGCACGGCUGCUGAAAGGCUCAAGAACCACAUGCGGCACAAGGUGUAUUUGGAGGGGGUUUCACUAAGUCUGCUGGAGAGGCUUCAUAUUAUACUGCGGGACCACAUGUUAGGAUACAGUCUAGAGCACAGUCUUGCCUCAUUCCGUGUGGACCCAAACGAAGACCUUAAUAAAUUAGAUGAUCAGUUACUGGCUCUCAAGAAGGGUCAAAUGGAUGAAGUCUUUGAGCGUAACCGAAAGCACAAAGAUGACCUUGACUUUGUCUAUGACCUUCAAGUGGAGUUUGCCAAGACUACUCAAGACAGGUGCAGCUGGGAUGAAGAGUCAGAUGAUGGAUUCUGA